AUAAUUUUAGUCCGUAAUUAAAAAAUGUGUUCAAUUAAUUAUAAUUUAUGCUUAAUGGUUCAAUAAUAUGAUAAAAAGUAUGCCUUCAAUACAAUAAUUACUGAAUAUGGAAUAGAGUAUAGCACUAUAAGAUAUAUUAUAGCCUUGUGUAGUUUUGAUAAGUUUUUUAGUAUUAAUUAUUGUUAUCGUGAGUUAAAGAGCAAAAGGUCUUCAAACUCGGUAUUAAUAAAAAUGAUUUCCCUCAGUAAAGUUAUAAACCAUGAACAUAUGUUAGAUAUUUGUAAAGAAUUUAGUAGAUUACGAGAUAAAUGUUAUUUAGAAAAUGCUGGAACUGCAUUAUAUCCUGCGAGCCUCUUUCAGAGAGUGAAUGAAGAUUUAUUGAAUAAUGUUUAUAUGAACCCUCACUCUGAUAAGUAUACAAAAGACUGUGUAGAGCAGAUAAGAUGUUUAAUAUUAAAACAUUUCAAUACAAAUCCAUCCAAUUAUACUGUGAUAUUUACAUCUGGUACCACACAAUCUCUGAAAUCAGUCCUUGAAUCAUUUCAAUUUAAUUGCCAAGAAGAUGAAUUGAAUCAAGGAUCUUUUAUGUAUUUAAGUGAGAAUCAUACAUCUGUUAUUGGUUUAAGGGAAUUAGCUAAAGAGAAAAAUGUUGAUGUAAUUCAUAUAUCACAAGAGGAAUUUUUAAAGUCAGUUAAGACUGUACCAAAGUCUACAGGCGUCCAACUGGAGAGCAAAAAAGGCAACUCUCUAAUUGCAUACCCGGCACAAAAUAACUUUAAUGGCUAUAAGUUUCCAUUGGAUUGUAUUGAAAAUAUUAAAAAUGGUUGCUUAAAUAGUUACUUGAAGAAACAAUUAUGUGCAACUAACUGUAACUGGUAUGUCCUUUUGGAUGCAGCUUCAUAUGUAUCUACGAAUAUGUUAGAUUUGUCAGUACAUCAACCAGAUUUUGUUUGUUUGUCAUUUUAUAAAGUAUUUGGGUACCCAACAGGCCUCGGAGCAUUGAUAGUGAAUAACAAAGCUAUUUCAGUAUUAAGUGAAAAGAAAUAUUUUGGAGGCGGAACAGUAGAUAUUGUUUUGAGCAAUGAAGAUUUCCAUGUCAAAAGGGAGAGUUUAUAUGAACGGUUUGAAGAUGGUACAAUUUCCUUUUUAUCAAUUAUUGCCUUGAAGCACUGUUAUGAUACUUUAUAUUCGUUAAUACCAAAAGUGGUUAACAAUGACGUUAUGGAAACUGUAUCACAUCACACGUUUUACUUGGCUCAAGACUUAUAUACUCAGCUGUGUAAACUUAAACAUGAGAAUGGAAUGAUGGCCGCUGUGUUAUAUGUGGAUUCCGAUUUUACUGAUGUACAGACACAAGGAGCAAUUGUUACUUUUAAUCUUAAAAGAAAUGAUGGCUCUUUUAUUGGUUAUGCAGAGUUUCAGCAUAUGGCAGAUUUAUUUAAUAUUAGUGUACGAACAGGCUGCUUUUGCAACGCUGGAACAUGCCAAAGACAUCUCAAUCUCACUAAUAAAAGUAUGAAAGCUAUGUAUAAAGCAGGACACAAGUGUGGUGAUGAUUUGGAUUUAGUCAAUGGAAAACCAACUGGUGCAAUACGAGUGUCUUUUGGAUAUUAUAACACAUAUCAUGAUGUUGAUAAAUUGAUGAAUAUGAUUUGUAAAUGCUUUGUGAAUACCAAAGUAGAAAAACCACAAAGAACACUGAAUAUUUAUAAAAAUAUUCAACAGGCACAUAAAAGUAUGUCAAUAUAUGAUAGAAAAUUCGAAGACUGCUUAGAUGAUGGGACUUACAUAAAUAUAAAUAAUAACACUACAUACACAUUUAACCCAGAAAUGCUCCUAACAGAAAUUGCUAUAUUUCCUAUAAAAUCUUGUGGAGCGUUCAAAAUUAAAUCAGCUUGGAAAAUAGGUCCCAAAGGUUUUGAAUAUGAUAGAGAAUGGAUGGUGGUUAAAGAUAAUGGUGUAUGUCUUACACAAAAGCAGUGUCCUGAAAUGUGCACUAUUCGUCCAGAAAUUAAUUUGGAAAGCAAAUGCCUAAUACUGCAUUGUCAUGAUAUGCCUUCCAUAACAAUACCACUUGAUCAGAAAAAGAAAAAUGGUUACCAGGAGUCCUCCCUUUGUCGCAGUAAAGUUUGUACUGACAUAAUAAAAGGUUUCGAUUGUGGCGAUGAAGCAGCUGAUUGGGUUUCCAAUGCUCUAGGAAUAUCAUUCUUGCGAUUAAUACAACAGUCAAGUGAUGACAAUAGAACACUGAAGAAAAAAUCGGAAGACGGCAGUAAAUUGUUAUCCUUAAGCAACCAAGCACAAUUUCUUCUAAUUAAUAGAGCCACAGUUAAUUGGCUAAGGGGUAAAAUACAAGAUCCAUUAUUUGAUGAUGAUCUGGAAUCUUUAACAGACCGUUUUAGAGGAAACAUUAUUAUUGAUACCUCUAAGGAACUUAUUGAAAAGGAGUGGAAAAAGGUUAUCAUAGGAGAUCAUGAGUUUAAUGUUGAUGGUCAGUGUCCUAGGUGCCAAAUGGUCUGCAUAGAUCAGAAGACGGGACAAAAAACUGUCGAGCCUCUUAGAACAAUAUCUGAACAAUUUGGUGGGAAACUAAAAUUUGGUGUGUACUUGAGCUAUGUGGGUACAGUUAACAGUUCUCUUUCGUCAAGUUUAAAUAUAUUCUCUGAAGUUACACCAAUAAAUGAUGCUAUUUCCUAUAAUAUAGAGUAGAAUCUACAAAUCUACAUUUAUAUUUAAUUAGAUAUUAUAUAGAUACAUUAUUUUUUCUGUGUUAACACUUUGUUAUUAUUGUGUUUGAUUUUACUUGAGUAUUAUAUAUUUAGAAAGUAAUUUCUAAUUGUUUUUUAUACUGCUUUAUUUUGAAUGUUAUCUUGCCAUUAGCAAAAUUUCAAUGAAUUUUACAUGUAUAUAAUAAUUAUUUUCUAUAAGGUAUUGGUAGCUCACAAUAGUUCACGUUAUAUUAUAAGCAUUGCUACUGCUAUGAAUGCACAGAGGUCAUAGGGAAAUUAGUUAAUCUUUAAAUAUAUUAUGCAGAAAGAAAAUAAAAAUUAUUGUAUAUGAAUUCUAUGUUACCAACAUGUACUUAC
This is a messenger RNA of Colias croceus (clouded yellow), 3086 nucleotides long. RefSeq names its product molybdenum cofactor sulfurase (gene mal). The transcript has 7 exons. Lineage: Eukaryota; Metazoa; Arthropoda; Insecta; Lepidoptera; Pieridae. Bases 232 to 2709 code for a protein of 825 amino acids. Gene Ontology annotation, biological process: Mo-molybdopterin cofactor biosynthetic process. The record is from RefSeq and is a predicted model, not a curated record. Gene Ontology annotation, molecular function: molybdenum cofactor sulfurtransferase activity; molybdenum ion binding; pyridoxal phosphate binding.